AUGGCCUUUCGUGUCCCCAGUCAAGUCCACCAUCAGAGACGCUCUUCUCUUCAAAAUGCCUCUCCGCGUCCUGCUCCCCCGGCCGUCCAAAUCACCCCCUCGACAUACAGCCCGCGCGAGGAAGAGUCGCAGGAAUGGGUGCUCUUCUCCCCAGAGACUGCUCCGUCGACGACAGCCCGCACACAUACGACGUCGACGGAGCGGACCCCCCGUACAGCCGGGCGAUCGCGGUUGAGUGACUUUGGUUCGCUUGGUACCGCUCUCCAGUCGGGCACCGACCUAGAGCACGACCAUGAUGAUUUGCUGGAAGAGGAUGCCACUGAACUUGACAGUCUUGACGAUGGCUUACACGCCUUCCGUGAGCCUACUCCCUUUGAACCGGCGCCAGAUCAGUUUCAGUUGCACCAGAGCGAUCCGGCCGUACUGCCAGCGCACGACGGACUGGGGACAUUCGCUCCAACCAGCUUGCAUAUCCAGGAACAAUUAUGGCAACAUGAGCCAUUCAACCCUCUCAGAAAAGGAGAGACAAGACCUCGACGCAGGUCAAGUGUACAACGGCAUUUGGAUUCUGUUGAUGAGAUGCAGAAUUGGGAUAUGGACAAGGAUAGGUGGCAGCGGAUUGAGCAAUGGCGCAUGGAGCAAAGCAGGGCCCUGCUGCAAGAAAUAGAAAAAGAAACGAGACGAAAACGAUACAGCCGACAGGGUCGUGUUAUUCGACCAGCCCAAGGCGUUGAAAGGCAGCCUUCAAGUGCUGCCGUUGAGACUGUCACCGAGUCUAGCGCCGCCAGCGGCGAAAGCCAAGCAGAUGCUUCCCAGGAAGGAUCAAAAGAGAAUCUUGAAGCGGAAGAGUCUUUUUGGAGACGGAUUACGCGUAAAGUGAUUCGAGACCUCAUCGGCAUUGACGAUGCUAUACUUGCCGUUAUCUUCGGCGAAGCUCUUGUGGAAGAUGUCGAGGAAGAAAAGCAUGGCCAAUCCGAACAUGCUAGGAGCCAACAAGACGAACAAUCAAAAUCGAAAAUUAGAAUCGAUACUGAAAGACCAAAGGACCUGGACGAAAUGCUGAAGGGUGUGAUCUCACCGUCGUCAUCUUCAGCAGUAUCUAGUGAUGGGGAGUGGCAGCAACGACUACUGGAUCGCAUCGCCCGAGAGCUGGGUGUCCUAGUUCAUCAGCUCUGCGAGCAUCCAGGCGCGUUCUCAACUUAUUUGAACACGUCUGCCUCGCCGCCCAGUGAUUUCCCAGGCAUCAGCACCUCGAAAGCACCUUCGUUUUCAUCUCAAUCGCGACCUAGAACCUCCAGGUCUGCAUCGUACGGUAGCUCUAAAAACUCACCUGCGGAAUUUACUCCAACCUUUACCCCAACCCUCCAAGACACUGCUGGGCCCAACCACGCUGCUCUGUGGGGUAUUGAGGAAGAAGAUCCGCUGAAUGCAAACGGAAGGCAAUCUUCAGCGGACGCCCCUCAUUUUCCCCGUUCAGAAGAUGGCGAGUACUGGGAGCAGGACCUAGAUAUGAAAAUGGUUUUCCACUACCUCUACAAAACCCUUGCCGGCAAAGCCCCAUUCUCGAAUGAUGGCACCUCCACUCCGAAACCUUCAAGUCCCAAUGGGCAAGAAGGACAAGAUGCGUCAUGCCGUGCAGCCAUAAUACGGCAUCAUCAUCCCCUGGUGGCACGGGCAGAUGCACACGCCCGUUCCCACCGCCCGCCUCCGAGACACUGGCAGACCAGCUCUCUGGCACAGGACUCCGCGCCGGCAGGAUUAACAACCCUACUACUGCUGCUGCUGCUGGUACUCCCUCGCCCGCUUGGUAGUGGAUCAAGCAGACACUACUGGGAUAUUGGUGGCAGUGUGGGCAGUGGCAGUGCUAUUGUGACCGUUGGCGGUGCAGGUGGGAUGGGAAGCUGGGGUGAUGUCUGA
This is a messenger RNA of Uncinocarpus reesii 1704, 1917 nucleotides long. RefSeq lists its product as uncharacterized. The record is from RefSeq and is a predicted model, not a curated record. Lineage: Eukaryota; Fungi; Ascomycota; Eurotiomycetes; Onygenales; Onygenaceae. Bases 1 to 1917 code for a protein of 638 amino acids. The transcript is spliced from 2 exons.